AUGACAUGCAAAUGGUUCUGUUGGUUGUGCAGACGAUACUCGCUUGGUGUGGUUUUUGUGGAAGAUUUCGCAUCUGCACACCACGCCAGCGACGCGAUUCGUGAGCUACAUUCGCUGCUUUUGAGGAGUUUGCUGAUUGGCUACCUCUGGACUUCCAAGACGUCGGGCACAGAAAUCGCUGCUGGGUUUAGUGGUGAUGGCGGUGGUAUUUUUGUGACCUCUCAAUUCUGA
This is a messenger RNA of Ascochyta rabiei, 231 nucleotides long. RefSeq lists its product as uncharacterized. Bases 1 to 231 code for a protein of 76 amino acids. Lineage: Eukaryota; Fungi; Ascomycota; Dothideomycetes; Pleosporales; Didymellaceae. The record is from RefSeq and is a predicted model, not a curated record. The transcript has a single exon.